Molecule: messenger RNA, 712 nt
Organism: Bufo bufo (common toad)
Lineage: Eukaryota; Metazoa; Chordata; Amphibia; Anura; Bufonidae
Gene: MED11
Product: mediator complex subunit 11
Exons: 4
Coding region: 75-431 (118 amino acids)
Biological process (GO): regulation of transcription by RNA polymerase II
Cellular component (GO): mediator complex
Molecular function (GO): transcription coregulator activity
Source: RefSeq, a predicted model, not a curated record
UCUAUAGACGGCUCGCCUGGGUUGGUGUGGUGCUUUUCUAUAUUCUAGAUAUUCUAGACAGGAUAAAGAUACUCAUGGCAACUUACAGUUUGGCAAAUGAAAGACUGCGUAUCCUAGAGGAGAUUGAGAGAGAAAUUGCUUCCAUCUUAUUAAAUGCAGGAAAUGUUGUAUUGGAGCUCUCUAAGGAGAAACCAAAUGAACGCCUCUUAGACAGACAUGCUGUUCAGUUCACCACCUCCAUGCAGAAGGUUGAAUCUGAACUAUCAGCACAAAUACGUUAUCUUACACAGGUAGCCACUGGACAGCCCCAUGAAGGUUCAAGUUACAGUGCACGCAAGGAUGGAACAAUGGCACUAAACAGAAUUGACUAUGCUCGAGUGAAGCUAGCUGAGUUGUGUAGAACGUGCGAACAAAUUCUUGAGCAGUCCUGACCUUCAUUAAGAAAUCAAAUACAAUAUUAAUAAAUGUAUUUCUAACUGCAUUAGAAAGAUAUGAAACAAAUGGCAGGAUUCACAGUCUCUGCCGAUGGCUUACAGUAAAUCUAAGAUCAGUGGUUGCAUAUAAUGUGAUUGUACAGCAAUACAAAAAUGUUUGAGGCAAAGGAAAAUACUUUUUUUACUAUUUUGAUUCUAUGAAUUUCACCUCCGUUUUUUUUGUUUUGGCUUUAGCCAUUGUUUUUUAUUUUUAAUCUGAAGACGUGCAAGUUACAAAU